Molecule: messenger RNA, 9040 nt
Organism: Fundulus heteroclitus (mummichog)
Lineage: Eukaryota; Metazoa; Chordata; Actinopteri; Cyprinodontiformes; Fundulidae
Gene: sdk2b
Product: sidekick cell adhesion molecule 2b
Exons: 46
Coding region: 674-7408 (2244 amino acids)
Molecular function (GO): protein binding
Source: RefSeq, a predicted model, not a curated record
CACACAGACGAACCGACAGCCGGGCACAGACCACAAUACUGUGACGGCGCGGAAGUGCCCCCCCUCUACCACCACCACCUCCGCCAGCCGCCCUCAUUCUCCUCUCCCAGAGCUGCGGAACUCCUCCACAGCGCUGUUGUCAAACUGAACUGGCGACCUUGACAGCGCGCCGUGGGGAGGAACUUUACAGGAGUGUGUCCGUGGCUCCCUUUCCGCAGCUUCUCUACAGAGAAGAAAGGAAAGAUUGGAGGAAAAAGUCAGCUCUUUGCUUUGGAGUUACUGUAAGCCGCUGAAGUUUGCAAAGGAAAAGGAAGAAAGGAGAAGGAAACUAGGUUGUGUGAGCAGGGGGAAAGUCUGUGAUCCAUCAGUCAUUACAGGUGCAGAGAUAGAGAUUGGAACUUGAUCCCACAGAGGAUGCUCAAUAGGAAACAUCGCACCUAGUCUGUGAAAGUGGAGCGAACUCGAACUGUAAGACAAACAGACUGUCUGACCGCGUUUCUACUGCAGGUGCUGUUCGCGUUCCGUGCGCUCUGCUUCGUGCGCUCCGACGGACAGCGAGACACGGAGAGACCCACGGGGCUGCAGCAGGAGAGCCGAGCCGGGGUUUCCCGCACCGGGGGAUCAGAGACCAGCACGCCUGGCACUUGUUGUCCACUACGGACGGCUUGGAACAAUGUUGGAGGAGCGCUGGAGCGGAUCGAUGUGGCGCGCCACAUGGAUUUUAUUUCUCCCCUUUCUCAUCCACUCCACACCAGCUCAAGAUGAUGUCCCUCCGUAUUUCAAGACAGAGCCAGUGCGUAGCCAGCUUCACCUGGAGCGCAACCGGUUGGUGCUGACUUGCAUGGCAGAGGGAAGUUGGCCCCUGGAGUUUAAAUGGAUCCACAACAAUACAGAGCUGACACGGUUUUCACUGGAGUACAGGUACCUAAUCCCUUCUCUGGAUCGCUCUCAUGCUGGCUUCUACCGCUGCAUCGUCAGGAAUCGGGUGGGAGCCCUUCUGCAGAGACGCACAGAAGUACAAGUGGCCUUUAUGGGCAGUUUUGAAGAGGGCGAGCGUGCUCAGUCUGUCUCUCAGGGGGAAGGCGCCGUCGUUCCAGCUCCACGGAUCCGGAGUUUCCCACAGCCGCAAGUCACCUGGUUCAGAGAUGGACGGAAAAUUCCACCCAGCAGUCGCAUCGCAAUUACUUUGGACAACACACUGGUCAUCUUGUCUUCGGUGGCACCAGAUGCAGGCCGCUACUAUGUGCAAGCUGUGAAUGACAUCAACGGAGAGAACAAAACCAGUCAACCUAUCACGCUGACUGUUGAGAAUAUUGGCGGUCCAGCAGAUCCCAUUGCUCCAACUAUUAUCAUCCCUCCCAGGAACACUAGUGUGGUCACAGGUACAUCAGAGGUCACGAUGGAGUGUGUGGCCAAUGCAAGACCUCUUAUCAAGCUGAGUAUCUCAUGGCGUAAAAACGGCGUGUUGGUGAGCAGCGGUUUGAGCGACUUCAACCGCAGACUGACCAUCCUCAGCCCAAUGGUGAGCGACGCCGGAUUCUACGAAUGUGAGGCCGUUCUCCGCAGCAGCAGCGUGCCUUCUGUCAGCGCUGGUGCCUAUCUUCAUGUGUUUGAGCCGCCGCAGUUUAUUAAAGAACCAGAGAGACACAUCACAGCCGAGAUGGAGAAGGUGGUGGACAUUCCCUGUCAGGCAAGGGGAGUUCCCCAGCCAGAAAUUGUCUGGUACAAGGAUGCCCUUCCCAUUGAUCCAGUGAAGACGCCGAGGUACAGGGUGCUGGUGGGGGGGAGCCUGCAGGUCAACGGCCUGCUGCCUGACGACACCGGCAUGUUUCAGUGCUUUGCCCGAAACUGGGCAGGAGAAGUUCAGACCAACACCUACCUGGCUGUUACCAGCAUCGCGCCGAACAUCACAGCCGGACCCUCUGACAGCACGGUGAUUGACGGGAUGUCAAUCAUCCUGCACUGUGAGACCUCAGGAGCUCCGAGGCCUGCCAUAACCUGGCAGAAAGGUGAGCGUGUCUUGGCCAGCGGCUCUGUGCAGCUGCCCAGGUUCACUCUGCUCGAGUCGGGCAGCUUACUCAUCUCCCCUUCACACAUUUCUGAUGCCGGGACAUACACUUGCAUGGCAAGCAACUCGAGGGGCAUUGAUGAGGCGUCUGCUGACCUCAUUGUCUGGGCUCGCACUCGGAUUACCACACCCCCUCAGGAUCAGAGUGUCAUCAAAGGGACUAAAGCCAUUAUGACCUGUGGAGUCACACACGACCCCAGUGUAAUUAUCAGGCAUGUCUGGGAAAAAGACGGCUCCGCGAUCAAUGUGCAGUCCAUCCCCCGCAUGCACCUGGACGCCGACGGCACCCUGCACAUUUCCCAGACCUGGUCGGGUGACAUCGGCACGUACACGUGCCGAGUCACCUCGGUUGGAGGCAAUGACUCCCGCAGUGCUCACCUCCGUGUUAGGCAGCUCCCCCACGCCCCGGAGAACCCCACAGCAGUGCUGAGCAAGUCUGAAAAAAGAGCCAUUGACCUGGCCUGGGCCAGGCCUUUUGAUGGGAACAGUCCUCUCAUACGUUACAUCCUGGAGGUUUCUGAGAACAACGCUCCCUGGGCCAUCCUGCUGGCCAAUAUCGAACCAGAGGCCACAGCGGUGACGGUGAACGGCUUGAUCCCGGCCCGCUCCUAUCAGUUCCGCCUCUGUGCCGUUAAUGAUGUCGGGAAGGGGCAGUUCAGUAAGGAGACCGACCGCGUGUCUCUCCCAGAGGAGCCUCCCAGUGCCCCUCCUCAGAACGUAAUUGCCAGUGGCAGGACCAACCAGUCCAUCAUGAUCCAGUGGCAGCCUCCCUCCGAAAGCCACCAGAACGGCAUCCUACGGGGCUAUAUCGUCCGCUACCGUCUCACUGGGCUCCCUGUGGACUACCAGCUCAAGAACAUCUCCAGUCCAGAUGUGACCACCCUGCUGCUAGAAGACCUCAUCAUCUGGACAAACUAUGAGAUCGAGGUGGCUGCCUACAACGGGGCGGGCUUGGGCACCUUCAGCCAUAAAGUCACAGAGUGGACUCUCCAAGGCGUCCCGACUAUCGCUCCAGGAAAGGUGCAGGUCGAGGCGGUCAACUCAACAGCCAUCCGUUUUACCUGGACCGCUCCGAACCCUCAGUUUAUCAACGGGAUCAACCAGGGCUACAAGUUGCUGGCCUGGGAACCUGGCAAAGAAGAAGACGUUUCUAUGGUAACAGUACGACCCAACUUCCAGGACAGCGUCCACGUGGGAUACGUGACCGGUCUGAAGAAGUUCACCGAGUAUUUCACCUCGGUGCUGUGCUUCACUACACCUGGAGACGGCCCCCGCAGCCCACCUAAGGCUCUGAAGACUCACGAGGACACCCCCGGUGCUGUAGGUCACCUGAGUUUUACCGAGAUCCUGGAUACCUCUCUCAAAGUCAGCUGGAGUGAGCCUAGUGAGAAGAAUGGAGUUCUGACAGGUUACCGCAUCUCGUGGGAGGAGUUCAACCGGACAAACACCAGAGUCACCCACUACCUGCCAAAUGUCACCCUGGAGUACAGGGUCACUGGCCUUACCGCUCUCACCACGUACACUAUCGAAGUGGCAGGAAUGACCUCCAAGGGCCAAGGCCUGUUGUCCUCCUCUACUAUCUCCUCUGGGGUCCCACCAGAGCUUCCUGGUCCUCCCACCAACAUUGCGAUAACCAACAUUGGCCCACGCUCUGUCAACCUGCAGUUCAAACCCGGCUAUGACGGCAAAACAUCCAUUUCCCGUUGGCUAGUAGAAGCCCAGGUUGGAGUGGUAGGGGAAAACGAGGACUGGGUGAUGGUCCAUCAGGUGUCAAAUGAACCCGAGGCUCGCUCUUUGGAGGUGCCUGGUCUCAACCCCUACACCUUUUACAGAUUCCGGAUGCGCCAGGUGAACAUCGUGGGCAGCAGUCUUCCCAGCCAGCCAUCCAGGAAGAUUCAGACCCUGCCGGCUCCUCCCGACAUGGCGCCCGCCAACGUCACCCUGCGCACAGCCAGCGAGACCAGCCUCUGGUUGCGAUGGAUGCCUCUGCCUGAAUGGGAAUACAACGGGAACGCAGAGCAGGUGGGAUACAGGGUUCAGUACUACCGCGUUGGCUCGCAGGGCCGCGAGCUGACCCACAUCAUCACCGACCGUCUGGAGAGGGAAUUCACCAUCGAAGACCUGGAGGAGUGGACGGAGUAUGAUGUCAGGGUCCAGGCUGUCAACAGCAUCGGGAUGGGACCGUGGAGCCAGCCGGUCAGAGGCAGGACGAGGGAAUCCGUCCCUUCGUGUGGACCCACCAACGUCUCCGCCUUCGCCACAACCUCCAGCAGCAUCCUGGUGCGUUGGUCUGAAGUCCCUGAGCCCGACAGGAACGGUCUCAUUCUUGGCUAUAAGGUGAUGUAUAAGGAGAAGGAUUCUGACAGCGGCGUCCGCUUCUGGAUGGUGGAAGGGAACGCCUCCCACAGUGCCCAGCUGAGCAGUUUGGGGAAAUACGUGCUGUAUGAGAUCCAGGUUCUGGCUUUCACUCGGAUCGGAGAUGGACGGCCGAGCUCUCCUCCCAUCCUGGAGAGGACUUUGGAUGAUGUACCAGGACCUCCUGUUGGUAUCCUCUUUCCUGAAGUGCGCACCACUUCUGUCCGGCUGAUUUGGCAGUCUCCCGCGCAGCCCAACGGGAUCAUCCUUGCCUACCAGAUCACUUAUCACCUGAACUCCACUAACAGCAACGCAGCAACAGUAGACGUCCUGAACCCCAGCACUCGCCAGUACACCGUGACCAGCCUUAAACCAGAAUCUGUGUACGUGUUUCGCAUCACAGCACAGACCAGAAAGGGCUGGGGCGAUGCCGCCGAGGCCCUGGUUGUCACCACGGAGAAAAGAGCUCGUCCCCAGCCCACCAGCCGCCCCAUAGUCCCUCAGAAGGAUGUCCAGGCCCGUCAGGUGCUGCUCUCCUGGGAGCCAGGCAGUGAUGGGCUGUCCCCAGUACGUUACUACACCGUGCAGCAGAAGGAACUACCUGAGAACAACUGGACGGUCCACUCUGCCUCCGUCAACCAUGAAGCAUCAUCCUACAUUGUGUCCAAGCUUAAACCCUUCACUUCCUACCAGUUUAGAAUAAAAGCUACCAAUGACAUAGGGGACAGUGAGUACAGUGAGGAGAGUGAAGCUAUCACAACUCUACAGGAUGCACCAGACGAAGCGCCAACAAUCCUCUCUGUCACGCCGCACACGACGACGUCAGUGCUGAUCCGCUGGCAGCCACCUGCCGAGGAGAAAAUCAACGGAAUCUUACUGGGGUUUCGGAUUCGCUACCGUGAGCUGCUGUAUGAUCGUCUCCGGAAUUACAUUCAUCCAGUCAACAGUCUAUCUUCGUGGGCUGAGCUAAACGCUCCCUACACCAUCCGGAAUCUAAGUGAUCCAACUCUCACUCAGUACGAGCUUGACAAGCUAAGCAAACACAAACGCUAUGAGAUACGCAUGAGCGUGUACAACGCUGUGGGCGAAGGGCCGGGCAGCCCACCCCAGGAGGUGUUCGUUGGGGAGGCAGUCCCAACAGCCCCACCUCAGAAUGUUGUCAUUCAGUCAGCAACGGCUACCCAGUUGGACGUCACAUGGGAUCCUCCACCUGUGAACGCACAAAACGGAGACAUCCAGGGCUACAAGAUUUACUUUUGGGAGUUCCAGCGUAAGAACGAGACAGAACGGCUGCGGACUCUCUUCAUGCCAGAGAGGGGCGUGAAACUGAAGAACCUGACUGGUUACACCACAUACAUGAUCAGCGUGGCCCCCUUCAACGCUGCAGGCGACGGACCCCGCAGCCCUCCGACCAGGGGACGCACUCAGCAAGCCGCGCCAAGCGCUCCGAGUUUCGUCCACUUCAGCGAGCUGACCACCACCUCGGUCAACGUGUCCUGGGGCGAACCCAUCUUCCCCAACGGCAUCAUUGAAGGCUACCGCCUGGUGUAUGAGCCAUUGACACCUGUGGAUGACCCCUCAGUGGCCUGUGCCGGCUGUCUUCAAUCCCCCUCCCCCCCAGGCGUCAGUAAGACAGUUACGGUGGAUGUGAAGGGGAGCGGCCCCCUCUGGUUGAAACUCAGAGACUUGGCUGACGGCGUCACGUACAACUUCCGCAUCCGGGCCAAGACCUUUAUCUAUGGGCCAGAGGUGGAGGCCAACAUCACCACCGGACCAGGGGAAGGAGCCCCAGGACCACCUGGAGAGCCCUUUAUAACACGCUAUGGUUCAGGCCUGACCAUUCACUGGACCGGCGGUGACCCAGGACGAGCUCCUAUAACGCGCUAUGUCAUCGAGGCUAGACCUUCAGAUGAGGGUUUGUGGGACAUCAUAAUCAAGGAUAUCCCAAAGGAUGCAACAUCACAUACAUUCAACAUGGAUCUACUUAAACAAGGCGUCAGCUACGACUUCCGAGUAAUCGGAGUGAACGACUACGGAUACGGCUCUCCGAGUCCGCCUUCCCCCUCUGUAUCUGCUCAGAAAGUGGCCCCGUUUUACGAGGAGUGGUGGUUCCUCGUCGUCGUGGCGCUGGUGGGACUCAUCUUCAUCCUGCUGCUGGUUUUCAUCCUCAUCAUUAGGGGACAGAGCAAGAAAUAUGCAAAGAAGUCCGAAUCAGUGUCUCUCUACGUGUGUCCAGGUAACAACUCUAACUGCAAUGCGCUGACCCACGGGGACAUGGUCAGUCUCGAUGAAGGCCGCUUCCCCGCUCUGGAGCUCAACAACCGGCGGCUGUCAGUAAAAAACUCUUUCUGCCGGAAGAACGGCGUCUACACCAGGUCCCCACCCAGGCCCAGUCCAGGAAGUCUUAACUACUCAGACGAGGAUGUGAGCACCAAAUACAAUGACUUGAUCCCCGCGGAAAGCACCAGCCUGACUGAGAAACCCUCAGAAAUCUCUGACUCACAGGAGGCGCUGGUGUUUUCAUAUGGAACAGGUGGCCUACAUACACUUCCACUGCAUUUGGGCAGCGACAGUGAGUACGAGGUUGACCCGAACCGACAGAAGACCCAUUCCUUUGUCAACCACUACAUAAGCGACCCCACCUACUACAACUCCUGGCGCCGCCAGCAGAAGGGAAUAUCCCGAGCGCAGGCCUACAGCUUCACCGAGUCUGAGUCGGGAGACCCGGAGCACCAUGCCCCACCACCGCUGCCUCCUCUACCCCCACUGCCACCGCAGCUCAGUACGCCCAGCCCUCAGCCUCAACAGGCCCAGGGUCAACCCCAGGGUCAAGGCAACCUAUUUAGGCCCAAAGGAAGUCGGACUCCCACCCCCUCCCAGCAGAGCUCCAACCCCCCCAGCCAGCAAAGCACCCUGUAUAGGCCCCCCAGCAGCCUGGCCCCUGGGUCACGGGCUCCUAUUGCUGGCUUCUCCUCCUUUGUGUAAAAAAAAAAAAAAAAAAAAAAGAAAAUGCUGAAAAGGACCAAACUUUCUGGAAGCAUCAACCCGUGUUGAACAACACGGCAUCGGAAAAUGAUAAAUCAGCCCGAUUAAUCAAUCAGCCGUCUCUCGCCUCUUAUGAUGUUUUCUUUAGGUCUCAUGUUACUUCUUUAGUUCUGGAUAAAUGCAGACUUUUCAGAGCACUUUCUUGUUUUCUUUUUUUUUUUUUUUGCGUGUGGAAGUGUGCCAUUGUAGAAUCUAUUUUUGCUUUCACCAGUUGUUUCAGUCACCAAACUGCUUGCAUGAUUUUGCGUCUAAUUAUUUUUUUCUACUUUUUAUGUUCUUUAGAAACACACUCAUCAGUAACCUCUGUACAGAGUCACGAGUCUUGGAAAUCACAAAACAUUUACUCUCUCUCUCUCUCUAUAUAUAUAUAUAGAUAAUAUAUAUAUAUACAACAUAUAUAUAGUGGAGACAACAGGAAGAGAAAAGUGAGUUGGUGGACAUAAUCGUCCCCAUUGAUGGAAACGUGAUGAAGAGAUAAGACUCAUUUGUCUCCAUGUGUAAACGAAAUAUGAAGGAUAAAAAAAAAAAACAGGACUUACACCAAAACAACAAAACUUUUUUCGCAUUUGGUCCUGGAAAGUUUUAAACGGACAUCGAAGAUGCAAAUCUGCGUUACUGCGGAACCAACUCUUUGGUCUAAGAGCACACACGCGUGUGCCCGAAAAGCAAACGGCGUUUUGCUACACUGGGUCAACGGUGACUGCGCUGUGCCUGAGGGCGCCUCCACAUAGAUGAAAUGCGUGUACGUCUGUUUAACCCGAGAAGGUUUCAAGUCUUUUUGUGACCGUGUUACAGUGGAACAAAGCUGCCUUGAUGGAAACACACUUAUUUAUGACACCUGGCACCAGUUGGGACCACACGUGAUCGUGGCAUCCUCCUCUACGGGCUGCGAGAGCCUCCUUUUACUCCCAACAGAUGGAAACACUUUGAUAUUUAAGCCGACGAGGUGAAGAUCUGAAAGUGUGUGGACACAUUCGCUAGAAGUGCUUAGCUGUGAUUUUGUUAAGAAAAAAAAGGGAAAAAAAAAAAAGAUUUUCAUUUGCUCUCCAUGUUGCUUUCCCCACCCCGCCGCGGAUCACUAUCGCUGGGCAGCGAUGAGCCUGUCCAACAGAUGAUGUCAUUGAAUUGCCUCACUUUUCUUCCUUUUGUGUAAAUCGGCCACUCUGUGCUCUCCAGGUGUGACUUUGCUCCAAAGCGUGUGCGUGUGCAUGAGUGUGUGUGGAUGAUUACACUUUGUGUGCGUCAAGCUUUACGGAUCAUUCACUGUAAGUCUGUGUAUAAACGGAUCGUCCCGCAGCAGCUUUAAGCCUGCCUGGAGUUUUGCCACUAAAGGGGUGAAACUAUAGAGGCAAACCCACAACGCUAUAGUGAUGAAGACUCGGUGAUGUGUUGCUAGUUACCCAAGUUCAAAAAGAAAAAAAACUUGUCAUCUACUUGUUCCUUUUAGGGUUUUUUUUUUAAUGUGGGGUGAUUUCAUUGUACGCAACAAUUAUCUUAUCAUGCUUAUCAUGCAGAAUCUGAAUGAAUAUAUUAUCACAGUACAUUUCUGAAAUAAAUUAUUUUUCAAUGUUA